Theileria equi strain WA is the source of this 723-nucleotide messenger RNA. RefSeq lists its product as hypothetical. The record is from RefSeq and is a predicted model, not a curated record. Gene Ontology annotation, molecular function: mercury ion transmembrane transporter activity. Bases 252 to 707 code for a protein of 151 amino acids. The transcript is spliced from 3 exons. Gene Ontology annotation, cellular component: membrane. Gene Ontology annotation, biological process: mercury ion transport. Lineage: Eukaryota; Apicomplexa; Aconoidasida; Piroplasmida; Theileriidae.
AUACGUUUGCGGACCUGUGUAUAUUUCUCAGGUCCAUAGAUAUUCGCAGGUUUAUAUGCCACUCGGGGUCCGUGUGCCAUUUGUCUUGGGCCUUGCUGGGAAUUUUCUUCUCCGAGGAACACCUUUGUUUCGGCAAGGAUAAUUUAUAUGACAUCGUUUCGGUCCAAUAAUGGCAAAGUUGCCGCUUGUGUGUGCGAAAAUCUAAAUGCAUAGCUCUAACCGACGUGAUCGUUUGAGCUACACACGUGUACAUGGAUGAUAAUCUCCCAAAGGAAUACACCCGUUUAGCCAUGGGUAAUGGGAGGCUCCGUAGAAUAGGCGAGUUCUUCGCCAACUACGCAGGCAUCAUCUGUCUAAUCGACUGCAUCGUCCUGCCAAUCAUCAUUGCAAUCACAAGUUGCCUCAAUGUGUUUCGAGAUUUUGAAACCGUCAAGAAGAUUACACACGUGUUGGAACUCUUAAUUGUCAUUCCGUUUGGAACGCUAUCCGUGGUAAUGAACUACAGGAAAACAAAGAAGAAGAGACUAGCUGCCUGUGGCACUUGUGGAAUUUUGGUUAUUAUAGGUUCACACUUUUUUCAUACAACUUGGAUACAUUCUCUCAUUUCAAUUACUGGUUGUGCCAUGCUCAUUUCAAGCAACGUAUUAUCGAGGAGACACGCUGAAUGUGAUCACUGCUCCACCACUGUGGAACUCCCAAACGUCUAAUUUGUACAUUUCUGUU